UCCUGGAUCCAUAUGUGGGAUGACCCGGAACAGAAGUCACAUGACCAUCAGGAUAUUAGACCUCACCUUGGAGAUCAUCUACCUGCUGACUGGAGAGGUGUAUGUACCUGAAUCAAAGCCCAGCAGUCAUGUGGCACCGAACAGCCGCAACUGUGUGUCCAUAGGUUGGCGCAAGAGCCACAGCCCCAUCAUGGACCCUCCACCUCCCUCCCAGAUAGAUGAGAGAAUCAACGACAAGAAGAUCCUGGAGGUCAUCCAGAAGAUGAUUGAGCUGCUGACAGGAGAGGUGAGCGGUGCCGGGAAUUCUGGGACAUGAUCCAGGA
Nanorana parkeri is the source of this 323-nucleotide messenger RNA. Its product is annotated as oocyte zinc finger protein XlCOF29-like. NCBI's taxonomy places the organism in Eukaryota, Metazoa, Chordata, Amphibia, Anura, Dicroglossidae. The transcript has 2 exons. The record is from RefSeq and is a predicted model, not a curated record. The coding region runs from base 20 to 316 and encodes 98 amino acids.